AAGCUGAUCUCCAAGAGGGCGUGGCUCCGAAACACCGCCAAUAAAAGCCUGGAGCGACGGCACGUCUCUGGAGCAGCGGAGGCUGCAAGCUGCCGACCCGGCCUGUGCUGGCAGGUGCAGUUUGAAGAACUCUCUCCCACCUGCACACCCCCUCAGAGACUGCUGCCCACUGUGCUUCGGGUGCCCAUGGCGUGCCCCCAAGCCCUGCUCAUCUGCCUGCUGGUCCUGGCAGUCACUGAAGGCUGGGGUCAGGAGGCAGCCAUUCCAGGUUGCCACUUACACCCCUUCAACGUGACAGUGCGCAGUGACCGCCAAGGCACCUGCCAGGGCUCCCAUGUGGCACAGGCCUGCGUGGGCCACUGUGAGUCCAGUGCCUUCCCUUCCCGCUACUCUGUGCUGGUGGCCAGCGGCUAUCGACACAACAUCACCUCCGUCUCUCAGUGCUGCACCAUCAGCAGCCUGAAGAAGGUAAAGGUGCAGCUGCAGUGUGUGGGGGACCAGAGGCGGGAGCUCGAGAUCUUCACAGCCAGGGCCUGCCAGUGUGACAUGUGUCGCCUCUCGCGCUUCUAGUCACUGGAAGGAGGCCCCAUCCUGCCCCUGACUUGCUAUGGAACUUUUUUAAAGGAGGGGUGCUCCAGCUCUGACCCUCCUGUUCAUGAUGUCGCCUCCCAAGAAGAGGGGAGUUUUCGCCUCUGCCUUGCCUCUGCCUGGCCUUCCUCCUUUGCCCCUACCCCUAAAUAAAGCAAGCA
This is a messenger RNA of Sciurus carolinensis (gray squirrel), 749 nucleotides long. RefSeq names its product glycoprotein hormone subunit alpha 2 (gene Gpha2). Gene Ontology annotation, biological process: cell surface receptor signaling pathway. The record is from RefSeq and is a predicted model, not a curated record. The annotation marks the transcript as partial. The transcript has 4 exons. Gene Ontology annotation, molecular function: hormone receptor binding; hormone activity. NCBI's taxonomy places the organism in Eukaryota, Metazoa, Chordata, Mammalia, Rodentia, Sciuridae. Gene Ontology annotation, cellular component: extracellular region.